Messenger RNA from Pisolithus orientalis, 1464 nucleotides. RefSeq lists its product as uncharacterized. The record is from RefSeq and is a predicted model, not a curated record. The transcript has 12 exons. NCBI's taxonomy places the organism in Eukaryota, Fungi, Basidiomycota, Agaricomycetes, Boletales, Pisolithaceae. The coding region runs from base 1 to 1464 and encodes 487 amino acids.
AUGUCUACCAAACAAUCCUGCCAAGUUCAUUUCCAUCAUCAAGGUGUGGUUGUCUUCAUUGUUGGAUCCAGCAACCUAAGCCAUCCACAGCUAAUCUCCUGUGUGCAGCAGUCCAAAAAUCUGGAGGAGACACUAGUACAAUUGUGUGAGUUGCAAGAGCCAACCCCUCCACCAAUUGUCUCAAGUGGAAGGGUGGAUGUGGCAGGGUCAAUCAUGGAUAUUGCAGCUGAUUCAUGCAAAAGCUUGCUGGAUCAGUUCCUGCAGGAAAGGGAGCCAACUGCUCUGGCAGAGGGUGGAAUCAUGGCUGUAAUAGAUCCACACAACAACGUGAUGAAUCAGUUCCUGAAUGAAUGGGAACCAACUGCUCCCCCAGUGGACGGUAUGAACAUGGAUCUACUCAAGCAAUUGCUGAAUGUGUGGGAACCAUCAGCACUGCCAGUCACACAUGAGAAAUUAAACAGGAUGGAUGGGUCUUCAACACCUGCACAAGACAUUACUAUGCAGGUCGAUUUUCUGGCAGACUUGCAGAAUGAUAUGAGGGAACCAAUGCCUCCCCCACUUGUUUCAAAUGUACCCAUCAAAUCUUUUGACUUGGCAGCAGAUGAGGACAAUGGUGCAAACCAUUUGACUUUUGGCAUGUCCAAACGAUCAGAGAUGAGGGAUCAUUUUGAGGAAAUAUGCAAUGGUGAACUUCCAUCUGCACAGCAAUCUCUUCAAAUGGAACAAUGGGGAUUGGCACCUGUUCCACAUUGCAAUCAAGUCCUGUGCACCUUACACACUGUGGUAUCUUGCUAUUGCAGAAACACCACUCCCAGUGACACACUGUUCAAUCCCACCCUUGAUAGGCACCUUGUGUGGGCUGUGAAUGCCAUUUCUGUGGUAGAGAUGGGUAUCCUCUACUUGGCAUGCCAGAUUGAGGUGGCCUCUGUACAUCUGAAGCAGACUGCCAAUAUCACAGGAUGGCACAUGCAUUGGUUUGCAAUCCUAGCAAUGGACUUGCUUAAUAGCUUGAUUCUGGUGAUGGUGUUGCAUGCCAGUUAUACUCCUCCCCUCCCAGUGUGCUACCAUGCAUACCUCAGACACCAAGAUGAUGAGCUAAUUCCCCUUAGCACAUUUUGCAUAAUCAACAAUAUCAGUGCCAUCAUCCUGCAUUGGACCCCACAUGCAGCUGAUCCCAAUUCUGGCUUUGCAUUCCCUUGGUGGCUAUAUUGUUCUGAGGAAUAUGCAGCAGAUUCCCAAAGAUUGCAAGCCAAGGGAUUGUUUUCUGCAGCCUGGGAUUUUUUUAAGUUGAUGAUGGCCCAGGGCUUAUGGCCAUUGCCUGAGGUGCCAAUUGCAGACCAUCUCAAUGGCCAUAUCAAGGAGCAGAAAUAUGCCAAUGUUGUCAAUGGUCAGGGUCAACAAAUUGACCAUUUCUAUGCUAGGUGGUGGGCAUUGCAUGGGUUGUUGGGCAUGCCACUUCAAUAG